Messenger RNA from Entelurus aequoreus (snake pipefish), 1435 nucleotides. RefSeq names its product low-density lipoprotein receptor class A domain-containing protein 2-like. The record is from RefSeq and is a predicted model, not a curated record. NCBI's taxonomy places the organism in Eukaryota, Metazoa, Chordata, Actinopteri, Syngnathiformes, Syngnathidae. The transcript is spliced from 5 exons. The coding region runs from base 59 to 1279 and encodes 406 amino acids. Gene Ontology annotation, molecular function: protein binding.
GGAGAAGCUCCGUCCCCAACAUUUUGGAUACAUUUAUCCUGCAGAAGAAUUGAGUUGAAUGGAGAAGAAUGUGGCGGACAUGUUUUCUCUUUCUUCUCUGACUUUGUCUUCUUUCGCGCGUCCAUCCAGGAUGAUAAAGCUUGGCGUGCUCAAACUGUUACUUCCUCUCUGCUUCUUCAUUCUCCGCAGCUCAGCUAUCGACACAGUAAACGUGGUGGACUUCUGUGGCCAGACCAUCCGGGGUGACGGCAUGAUCAUCAACUCUCACCAGGAAUCUAAAAAGUACUACUUUGUAACCAUGGGGACCGACUGCCACCUCACAAUGCAGGCCAGCUCCCCGCAGGACAAGGUCCAGUUCCACUUUCGCUUCUUCCUUGUCUACAGUUUGCUGCGAGUGGCCCCUUUAAGCCCAUCCCCUCUGCUGCCAGAGUCCCCACGAGGAUCUGCUUCCCUCAACCCCAAAUUGGAACCCACCUCUGAAAAAAGCUCAGGGGACGACCCCUGUCACGCUGGGUCAUAUGUUCAGUUUUAUGAUGGAUUGGACAGAACUUCUCCUCCCCUCGGGCCUCCUCUUUGUGGAAAGAGCCCUCCUCGACCAGUGCUGUCUACAGGAAAUUACCUGACCCUUCGGCUCGUCACCCGGGGUACACAGCCUAGGGUGGACUUCGUGGGAGACUUCACAUCUUUCAGACUUGGAUUCAACCAAUCGUUGUGCAGCAGUGAGCCGUACUUCACUUGCAGAAAUGGGAAGUGCAUUCCACUGAGCCUGGUGUGUGACGACAAGGACAUUGACAACUGCGGGGAUGGAAGUGAUCUGGAACAAAAUCUGACGACGAGGUGCAAAGCAGGUCGGCUUCUACCUCCAGAGCCAGCAACGCCAAUAGCAACCCCACCGCCAUCUUUGGUAAAUCCCCCCACAGCGCCAUCGCCCACACAGUUGAACUGUGGCAUGGCAGACAGCCCUCCGAGUUCUGCGUCAGUGCCAGACUCUGGCGUGUCUGUUUCCUUGUUGGUUGUCUUCAUCAUCCUGGGUGUGUUGGCAGGGUGUGCCAUGUCCUGCUGGUGCUGCUGGUCCCCCGGGUGGUUUCUGUGGCGUAUGAGUAUUUUACGCUUUCUGCCCUGCUGCAACACAUUCUGCACCUCCUGCCAACUCUGCACUGGCAGCUGCGCCCACGGUAAGGAGCUCCGCUUGGCAAAAGUCACCCCUCAGUCACCAGUGAACAGGACACCGGCGGCAACGGUUGCCACAACCAACGCUGACGAAGCAGCCGCUCUUUAGACUGCUGGACCGCAAACGACAUCUUGUGUGGCGAAGCUCUAAAGGACUGCAAACUUUGUAGUGAGAAGCUGUGAUGUCAUGAGAUCGAUGCAUUAAACUAAUUGUGUGCUUCAAAUGAAAGGAGCAGGCUGCACCCUACAAAACGAUUGUACUGCA